AUGCCCAUCAACGCCAACGCGUCCUUAAUCGCCUCCAAGACCAGACCAUUCGUGAUCGGUCGUAUCUCGAGGCUUCCUUCACCACCCAUGGGGAGGCCGCAAGAGCGGCUAAUUGACACGUCAAGUUUCAACCUUCAAACCGACCUGCCAGGUCGCUUUGCUGAGCCGAAGCACUACUUUAGUGGUAAACACCACUUGUACGGCUACAAGAUCGAAGCAGCUGUGUCGCCAGAUGGCCGAUGUGUUGCCAUGUCUACUGCCGACCCUGGAUCUCUGCACGACCUUACCAUUAUGAACUCUCGCAAACAUGUCCACCUUGCCAACUUAGGCAAGUCGGCCUCCGAGUCCCUUGUGCCGGACCAUGGAGAGCAGGCUGCCCUGCAUCGUGGCUCGUGGGCUUGUCUUGUUGACAUGGGCUACAUUGGAAUUAGCCACUCAUUGCGUGGCAUCCACCCGAAGCGUCGUCCCGCCCAUGGUUCUCUUGAUGCCAGCGACUUGGAACGAAAUGCAAACGUCUCCUCGGAUCGGGUGAUCGUGGAAAACUUCUUCGGCCGAGUGUGGUGUUCUCCCUCUGGCGCGUAUCCUGCGCCACGUACACGUGGUCCGAGCGAAACUACUCUGCGAUCCAGCGCGUUACGUUUGCGUUGA
This is a messenger RNA of Aphanomyces astaci, 648 nucleotides long. RefSeq lists its product as hypothetical. The record is from RefSeq and is a predicted model, not a curated record. The transcript is spliced from 2 exons. The coding region runs from base 1 to 648 and encodes 215 amino acids. Lineage: Eukaryota; Oomycota; Saprolegniomycetes; Saprolegniales; Verrucalvaceae.